Molecule: messenger RNA, 3401 nt
Organism: Anopheles darlingi
Lineage: Eukaryota; Metazoa; Arthropoda; Insecta; Diptera; Culicidae
Product: acetylcholinesterase-like
Exons: 11
Coding region: 1-3240 (1079 amino acids)
Molecular function (GO): hydrolase activity
Source: RefSeq, a predicted model, not a curated record
AUGCAUCGUUUUGUAGCGGCCGUAUUUCGUCUGGUCAUUGGCCUGGUGAGUGGUUGGUGGACCCGGUUUUGUCUUCGAUUUCGGUCACCGUCUACCAUCUGUACGGUCACGAUCGGGCCCGGUAAGUUACGCGGGGUGACGGUAACGGCAAAGGGUUAUCACUACUUCAAGGGCAUCCGCUAUGCCGAGCCUCCGAUCGGUGAUCUGCGUUUCAAGCCUCCCGUUCCGCUGAAGACGUUCUCGCAACCCGUGGUGGACUGUUUUGUGGAGGGAAACCGAUGUAUACAGUACGAUCAAAUCUUGAAAGUGUUGAUCGGUUCCGAAGAUGGACUGUUCCUCAACGUCUACACACCGGCACUACCUGACGAUAAGCAGCAGCCGAACCUUCCGGUAAUGGUGUACAUUCACGGGGGAGGAUUUAAAUGCGGCAGUGGGAAUGCAUUCCUGUACGAUCCCGUCUUUUUUGUGCAGCGUCGCGUGGUGAUCGUAACCUUCAAUUAUCGCCUGGGGCCGCUUGGCUUCCUUUGCCUACCGGAAGCAGGAAUCGAAGGCAAUGCUGGACUAAAGGAUCAGUUGAUGGCGAUACGUUGGGUCAAUGAAAACAUUGCCCAUUUCGGGGGUGAUCCGCAGUGUGUAACGCUCUUCGGAGAAAGUGCUGGUGCCAAGGCCGCUUUUUUGCAUUAUUUGUCGCCGGUGUCCAGGCAAUAUUUUCAUCGUGUGAUCUGUCAGAGCGGUGUGGCGUGUUCCGACUUUGCACUGCAAGUGGAGCCAACACUAAAAGCACGCAAAUUAGCCGAAUGCGUUGGCUAUACGGGCUCAUCCGCUACGGAAGCACUGGAGUCGCUUAUGAAUGCACCGGCUGAACAGUUGAUUAAACAUCAGCUGCAUACCCUGCACGAGUCCGAACGUUUCCAGGAGCUACAGUUUCCUUUCCGUCCUGUGGUGGAGGCUGAUAAACCCGGUGCCGUACUUACGCGGCAUCCACAAGAUGCACUUCGAUCGACGUUCACUCGUCCUAUUCCAAUCAUAACCGGUUGCAAUAGUGGCGAGGGUAUAAUGGCCUAUGCCAACGCCAAGAACCAUCUUAAUGCGUACAAUGACCAGCCAGACCGUUUGCUACCGCCGUGGCUUGAUGUACCGGCGACCAUUCGAACGGAGGUGGCACUACAAGUGAAAGGAUUCUACUUUGGCGAAGAACCAGUUUCGCGACGCACUUUGAUGCCAUUGCUUGAUCUGCUAUCCGAUAACGAGUACGUGACAGCGACACUUACUGCAGCCGAACUAAUGGCUCGACAUCAACCGCUGGUACCGCACUAUGCGUACUACUUUACCUUCGAUGGACGUUUCGGAAAUUUAAAGCAACUGCUGAACCUAUCGGACCUGCCCGGGGUCAGCCACGGGGACGAUGUGUUCUACAUGUUCCACUCGGCCCUCAAUGCUACGCUGGAGAAGGAUGCCGAUGAGCAUCAGGUGCGUGAUGCAGUAGUUACCAUGUGGACCAAUUUCGCACGACACGGAAAUCCAACGCCUGCUGAGUCCGAUAAGAAUCAUGUUACCUGGGAACCUGUGAAGCCAUGUGAUGCUGUGAGGCCGGUAGUGACCGUGAAGCAGGGCAAACUUCGGGGUAUCACGGCGACCUUGCCCAACGGUACGCAGUAUCACUACUUCAAGGGCAUUCCGUACGCGGAACCACCGGUUGGGGCGUUACGAUUUAAGGCACCGGUAGCGCUGCAACGAUACCGCAAACCGAUUGUCGACUGCUACGCCGAGCGUUCCAAUGCCGUCCAGAAAGACUUCUUUUCCGAUCGUGUCAGUGGCUCCGAGUCCUGUCUGUACCUGAACGUGUUCAGUCCUCGAUUGCCGGGUGAAGCGGAUGUUACGAAAGGGGUGCCGAAGCGGCCAGUUAUUGUCUUCAUUCAUGGGGGUGGUUUUAUGAACGGAACGGGGAGCAGUUUGUUCUACAAUCCGGAGUACUUUGUCCAAGAGGAUGUGGUCAUGGUCACGAUUAACUACCGGUUAGGUCCGCUUGGCUUCCUUUGCCUACCGGAAGCAGGCAUCGAAGGCAAUGCUGGACUAAAGGAUCAGUUGAUGGCGCUACGUUGGGUCAAUGAAAACAUUGCCCAGUUCGGGGGAGAUCCAGAGAACGUGACACUGAUGGGAGAAAGCGCCGGCAGUUUUUCCUCUUACCUACACAUGCUUUCGCCAAACUCGCGAAAGUACAUCCAUCGUGUAAUCUGUCAGAGCGGUGUGGCCUUUACCGAUUCAUUCUUCCAGGUCGAACCAGUGGAGAAGGCACGCAAGUUGGCACGCUUCUUCGGUUAUACUGGUGAUAGCGAUCAGGGUGCCCUUGAAACUCUCGAGCAGGUACCGGCACAUCUGCUGGCCAAGCAUCAGAACGAGGUCAUAAGCGAGGGCGAGAAAAAGCUCGCUCUCAUCUUCAUCUUCCGGCCGGUCAUUGAGCAGCAGCAGACUGACGACAGCAUCAUCACGCAGAACCCACAGGAGAUCCUGAAGACAUAUGACACCCUACGGCUGCCCCUGCUCGAGGGCUGCAAUAAUGGUGAGGGUAUCUUGGCGUUGCGCACGCUCGGAUCACGAUGGCAAUCGUUCCUCAAGUCGCCGGAGCGGCUCGUACCGGUGCUAUUAUCGAGUAAAGUACAAAACCUAGACCGAGCACAGGUUGGGCAGGAGCUGAAGCGUUUCUACUUCGGUGAUCGUCCACUGAGCGCCGAUCAGACGAUCAAUCGAAUGUGCGACCUGCUGUCCGACAACACCUUUAUCACUAAUUCGGUAACGAGCGCCGAAUGGAUAGCCAAAUAUCAACCAAAUGCACCCCACUAUCACUACCGCUUCACCUUCGAUGGAAGGUUCAGUAUGCUUAAGCGGCUCUUCCAACAGUCGAACGUUGCGGGUGCGUGCCACGGUGACGACUUGUUCUACAUGUUCAAUCCCUGCUUUCUGCCGAAGGUAUCCGAUGAUAGCGAUGAGGUACGCGUUCGACAAAUACUAAUAGCACUGUGGACAAGUUUCGCCAAACAUGGUAACCCAUCCGUUGAUGUGCCCACUGAUCUGGUACCAGAGAAGUGGACCCCGGUACGUAAGAUCGCACGUGAUGCAACCGAUUUCGACCUCGACUGCCUCGAGAUCAACGCAGCGCCCCGAAUGGUAAUCAAUCCGGGAGGUGAUCGGAUAAGACUGUGGCGUCGGCUACUGAAGCAAUACCGUUCCGACUACCUUUGAGGAACUAACGGUGCCGAAAUGUCCCGUGGUCCCAUGGAAAGCUGUUACUUACCACAGGUGUUGUUGAAUAAACAAAUGUUGCACCAAUGUUGUUAAAACAUCAACAUUACACCAGACUGUGAAUUUGGCUACCAAAUAAACAUCUUUCUUUGAGGAAACAC